CCCUAAUUGAAGCGCGAUCAUCGUUUUCUUGACUUUGCCAGUUAACCCGUUACCAGAGUAAAUUCAGUAAAUAGUUCAACUGAAAUUGUUACUAUCGCAUCAAAAUGAAUCGUUGUUGUACCUCCGAGUAAAGCUAGCAGGUCUACGCCUCUUUUUUUACUGUGUCCAAAGUCAUUUGUAGGAUUUCCUUCACACAGUUUAAGCCGUAGUAGGUCAUGUAAACUAAGUACGUGGCUAGCUAGUUACAGUGAGUUAGAAAGCAAGGUGCUAGAUACUUCAGACGACUGCUAUCCAUCGCUACCGCUACAAGACUAUUGUCUGCCCACCCGGCUACUGAUCCUUUCAAUGGCCGCUACAAGAAAACGAACGCGAUCAGGCAUCGAAGAUGUGAGAGACAGAAAAGCAAAGGUUAUUAAAGACAGCGGUGAGAAGAGACACAUCGCAGCCCUGAUCCUGGCGAGGGGAGGCAGUAAGGGGAUCCCCCUGAAGAAUAUCAAAAUGCUCGCCGGUGUCCCCCUCAUCGGAUGGGUUCUGAGAGCUGCAGUGGACUCCAAACAGUUUGACAGUGUGUGGGUAUCAACUGACCAUGAUGACAUUGAGAAGGUAGCCAAGGCAUGGGGAGCUCAGGUUCACCGCAGGAGCCCAGAGGUGUCCAAAGACUCCUCCAGCUCUCUUGACACCAUCCAGGAAUUCGCCCGAUUAAACCCAGAGGUGGAGGUGAUCUGUCACAUCCAGGCCUCACAGGAGACUUGUGUCCUCACAGGAGGUGAAGAAAGGAGGUACAGGACAGCCACCUCACAGGAGGUGAAGAAAGGAGGUAGUGUAGCCACCCAGCCUCUGAAUUUAGACCCGUGUAACAGGCCCCGGAGACAGGACUGGGAUGGAGAGCUGUGUGAGAACGGAUCUUUCUACAUUUAUACCAGAGCGACGAUAGAGAGAGGCCUGCAGGGGGGGAAGUGGGCUUACUAUGAGAUGCUGCCAGAGUACAGUGUGGAUAUUGAUGUGGAUAUCGACUGGCCCGUGGCAGAACAGAGAGUACUGAGGUUUGGUUACUUUGGCCUGGACAAGCCUGAGGUGGUGCGUCUGCUGCUGUGUAACGUCUCCGGCUGUCUGACUGACGGCCGCGUCCUCAUCUCUGUCUCUGGAGAGGAGAUGGUCUCAGUCAACACCAGAGAUACUAUGGGUAUCCGCAUGCUGCAGAGAGAGGGAGUGGAGGUGAUCCUGAUCUCAUCCAGUGAGGACCCUGUGACCAAGGCCCUGGCUGACAAUCUAUCCCAGAGGACAGGCUGCGAGGUCAGGCAGCUGGGCAAGGACAUCCAGGGUGAGGUCAUAGCCAUGAUGGACAACAGGGAUCUGGACUGGAAGGAGGUCGCCUAUAUGGGUAAUGAGGCACCCGAUGUUGACUGUCUGAACCUGGCUGGGCUGAGUGCAGUACCCCGGGAUGCCCCAGUGGUGGCGAUCAACGCUGCUAAAUACUCCUGCCACAGUGCUGCAGGCCUGGGGGCUGUGAGGGAGUUUUCUGAACACAUCCUGCUGCUCAAGAAGAAGGCCAAGUCUCAGAUGGAACAGGACCGCAUCCACAGAAAUACAUUCUAAACUCUAGAAUGUGUUCUAAAGUCACAGAAAUACAUUCUAAACUCUAGAAUGUGUUCUAAAGUCACAGAAAUACAUUCUAAACUCCAGAUUGUGUUCUAAAGUCACAGAAAUACAUUCUAAACUCCAGAUUGUGUUCUAAAGUCACAUAAAUACAUUCUAAACUCCAGAUUGUGUUCUAAAGUCACAUAAAUACAUUCUAAACUCCAGAUUGUGUUCUAAAGUCACAUAAAUACAUUCUAAACUCCAGAUUGUGUUCUAAAGUCACAUAAAUACAUUCUAAACUCCAGAUUGUGUUCUAAAGUCACAUAAAUACAUUCUAAACUCCAGAUUGUGUUCUAAAGUCACAGAAAUACAUUCUAAACUCCAGAUUGUGUUCUAAAGCGGACAUGGGUCAAACCUUUUGGCUUGAGGGCCGAACAGAUUUUUUGGGGACUGAUUUGUUUGUCGAAAUCAAUUUCUGGGCCAGGAAACUAAAAAUAUCUAGUUUUAGACAUUCAUGAACUGGAGUGUUUUUUUUUUACCCAGAAUAAUAAUUUCCCGCCAAAAAACACUCAUUCUAAACUUCACAUGUAAACUGGAAGAGUUGCAUUCUCAAUUGCAUACUCCUCGCACCCACUCUCCCCGUCUCCUUCUCUUCCCUCUGACCUUCUCCUUCAAUGGUUUUUGAGAAUGAGACGAGGACUUGAGGAAUAUGCAAUUGAGAAUAUCCCCUUGUCAUUCAUUGUCAUGUAAAAAAAGGAGUUGACAAGAGAGCAGUAACAGACUGACACUCAGGAUAUUGUAUUCUAAACUGCAUUCUUAUCAAUCAGACAAAGUGACAAUAAAGCUUAUCAUCUCUACUUUCUCUGGAGUUCUAGAAAGAAGUAUAUUUACUCACUUUCAUGUACUUGGCUCAGGCUGAAAUGGCAUUUACAGGUUGUGUCACGUUCUGACCCUAGUUCUUUUGUUAUGUCUUUGUUUUAGUUGGGUGGGUUGUCUAUGUUCUUUUUUCUAUGAUUUGGUAUUUCUGUGUUUGGCCUGGUAUGGUUCUCAAUCAGAGGCAGCUGUCCAUCGUUGUCCCUGAUUGAGAACCAUACUUAGGUAGCCUGUUUUCCAUUGUGUUUUGUGGAUGGUUGUAUCCUGUGUUAGUGUUUUCACCAUACGGGACUGUUUCGGUUGUUUGUUGGUACUGUUGUUAUUUUGUUCAGUUGAUGUAUUAAAUAUAUCAUUAUGAACAGUUA
Molecule: messenger RNA, 2816 nt
Organism: Oncorhynchus nerka (sockeye salmon)
Lineage: Eukaryota; Metazoa; Chordata; Actinopteri; Salmoniformes; Salmonidae
Product: N-acylneuraminate cytidylyltransferase-like
Exons: 9
Coding region: 346-1596 (416 amino acids)
Molecular function (GO): N-acylneuraminate cytidylyltransferase activity
Source: RefSeq, a predicted model, not a curated record